AUGGUUGCUAACAUGAGGAGAAGGAGUAGUGGUGUUGAUGACAUCGCGGAGGCUAUUCACCGAAUGGUGGAUGCGAUGCAAACACCGGUACCAUCGCAACCUAGAAAGGCGAUUGCACCAGUUAGGGUGCCGACUGUGGAGGACUUCUUGCGCCACAAGCCAGCAGAGUUUACGGGCAAAGCCUCUCCCGAUGAAACAGAUGCAUGGCUCCGCAAAUGUGAGAAGAUCUUCAAGGUGAUGAACUGCGAAGAUGAGCAGAAGCUGUUGUUUGCUACCUAUCUGCUGAAUGAGGAUGUUGAAUAUUGGUGGGCAAGCAUGCAACAACAGAUGGGGACUAGGGAAGAGCCGGUGACUUGGGUCAACUUCAAGACUCAUUUUCUGGAGAAAUACUUUCUAUAUACAACUAGACAGGACAAGGAGGCUGAAUUCCUUGCAUUGCAGCAAGGGGACAUGAAGUGCAGGAGUAUGUCAACAAGUUUGAGCAUCUGGCGAGAGGAAUGUCGUAGAGGCGAGGCAGAUGAAAAAGCCUUACAACCAACCACAGACAUCUUAGGGUCCCACUUGCUACCAGUGUGGCGGACCCCAUUUGAAAAGGAAUGCCCACAACUGACAGGUGGAGUAGGAGGGUCAGGUGACCGUCUCAAGUUUUUCAUAUGCGACAAACCUGGACACUUUGCAAAUAAUUGCCCAGAAAAGAAGAGUCUGAGUGUGAAGAAACCAGCAGCAUCACCAGUAGAAAGGGCUAGAGCAGUCGGCAGGGUCUUUGCCUUGACCUCCACAAAGGCUACUCGAUCAGGUAACCUUAUUCUUGAGCCUUGCUUAUUGUUGGGUUAUUCAGUGUUGGUGUUGUUCGAUUCUAAAGCAACGCAUUCUUUCAUUGCUAAUACGUGUGUGGGGAUAUUGAAUUUGGUGAAACGCGAUUUGGGGUGUGAGUUGCUUGUUUCAACUCCCUCCUCGGGUCAAGUAGCUACUAGUUUAGUCUGCGUUGGGUGUUCAAUGGAAGUGGCAGGUCGUAGAUUCAAGGUGAACUUGGUGUGCUUGCCUUUGGAGGGACUGGAUGUAAUCUUGGGGAUGGACUGGCUGCCUAACAAUCACAUUAUAAUUGAUUAUGGACGGCGCAAUUUGGUAUUCCUAGAAUAUGAGGGAUUGGAGUUAAUCUCAACCCAGAGAGCGAUAAAUGAAGUGGAAGCUAGAGCCACCUGUUUUAUGAUAGUGGCUCACACAGAGAAGAAUAACACCGCUGAGAAGAUCAGUGAGAUUCCAGUAGUGGAGGAGUAUGCGGAUGUGUUUCCAGAUGAAAUACCAGAGUUACCACCGAGUAGGGAUGUAGAUUUCACCAUUGAUCUUAUACCUGGAGUUGGCCCAGUAUCCAUGGCACCCUAUAGAAUGGCACCAGCGGAGUUGGCUGAGUUGAAGAAGCAAAUAGAAGACUUGCUUGAGAAGAAGUUCAUCCAGCCGAGCGCAUCACCUUAG
Messenger RNA from Vigna unguiculata (cowpea), 1473 nucleotides. The record is from RefSeq and is a predicted model, not a curated record. NCBI's taxonomy places the organism in Eukaryota, Viridiplantae, Streptophyta, Magnoliopsida, Fabales, Fabaceae.